Guillardia theta CCMP2712 is the source of this 1437-nucleotide messenger RNA. RefSeq lists its product as hypothetical. Lineage: Eukaryota; Cryptophyceae; Pyrenomonadales; Geminigeraceae. The coding region runs from base 1 to 1437 and encodes 478 amino acids. The record is from RefSeq and is a predicted model, not a curated record. The transcript has 9 exons.
AUGGCUCGAGAGAAGGCGCUUGCUCCUGCCACGAGUACCAUGAGCCAGGAAUCGAAGGUUGACAGGGUUGCCACAACGACAGAAGUUCGGGUGGUGGAGGAGGAAGUGGACGAGACUGGAGUGACGAUCCGAAUUUCGAGGAGGGGAGACGUGGAGUUGGAUGAAACCCUGCUAACAGACUCGGACGAGGACAAGGAAAGACGAUCGGAAGAAGAUGAAAGGUGGAGCAGGGCGCCAUGGCUUCAUGGGAGCGCUACCUUGACGCAGUUCGUGAAGCCAACAACCAAGGCAAGAGCCAAUCUACAGCCUGCCCCUCCUCCGGAGCUCAAGGAUGUUGAGACCUCAGAUGAGCUCGACAUCAGCCAGGAUCUAGCAGAGCAGGAAGAUAGGAACACAAGGCUGCAGCGUCACAGUCGCAUCUGGUCGGUGCAGGAUGAGCUGGGAUUUCUUGAGGAGCAAGAAAGACCGCCAGCUAUCAGCUUCCUCCGACCGUCAACAGCACGCCAGGUUGCGAGUCUGAUCUUGUUUGUGGCCAUGUCGAUGCUUCUUUCCCUGGCUCUGUUCCUCUCCGCGAUCUGGUUCCUGAUCAACCAGAGGGGAGAGGAGAAGUAUUCCUUCUUCUGCAUAGCGGGCAUCUUGAUUUCAGUCACGUUCCCACUGAUAAGCAUCUCGAUGCAUUGCCAUGUGAUGCAGUGGAAAAGCAGCAUGCAGGGUUUCAACCUGCUGGUCCUCGCCAUGAUUCCAAUCUACCACCUCGAGAUCAUCAUCGGGACCUUUGUCCCGUCCUUCAUUAGGUUCCUGGAGGUUAUCAGCGGCGCGUGCGAGGCCAUCUGCUACGCCUCCUUCCUGUCUCUCACCCUGCCGGCCAUGAGAAUUCGCUUCUCAGUCCGGGAGAGAAAGAACCAUGACAUCGAGAGGCUGCCUUACGACCCCCUGUCCCAGCUGCCCAUCGCAUGGUAUCUUUCUGCGCUGUGGCCUCUGAUCCGACUGGCUUCAGUCCUGUACGCAGCUGUCAAGCAACGAAAGUAUGAAAUCGUGCACCUGCUGCCCAUGUUGUCGAGCGUCUGCCUUUUAAUCACAACUUUCUCCUUUGUCCUGCAGAACCAACAAGUCCUGCAGCUGCUUCCUUGCACCGCCAGGGUUGUGCCCAAAGGCGCUUCUUUGCUGGCACUGAUUCUGCUGAGCUCAAUCAACCGAGACGGCCUGUUCACUCUGACACAUUUCAAGAUGUUCCCUGUUAGCGCAGGGGAGGACGAGGCCACAGGCUGGUCGAAACGUUACCUGCUCGUCCAAUCUGUUGUCUGCCUCGUGACCGUCUAUCCCCUCGCGGCUUCCUUCUCCUACAUGGACUUCCUGGCACUGGACAGGGUCCCACAGCAACGGCCAAAGAGAACACAGAGGCAGCGGCUGAGGAGGAGGAGCAGUUUGAUUCGAUGA